Molecule: messenger RNA, 2836 nt
Organism: Etheostoma spectabile (orangethroat darter)
Lineage: Eukaryota; Metazoa; Chordata; Actinopteri; Perciformes; Percidae
Gene: katnal1
Product: katanin p60 subunit A-like 1
Exons: 11
Coding region: 138-1604 (488 amino acids)
Biological process (GO): microtubule severing
Cellular component (GO): microtubule cytoskeleton
Molecular function (GO): microtubule binding; microtubule severing ATPase activity; ATP hydrolysis activity
Source: RefSeq, a predicted model, not a curated record
CUGGCAUGCGUUGCCGGGUGUCUAGCAGUAUUAUCAUAUCUUAUAUCUUAUCUUGACUUUAGAGCCGCAGCAUUAUGUCAAAGUAACGUCAGGAUUUAGAGGACACCGAGCUCGUUGAUGAAAAUCUGUUAUUCAGCAUGAAUUUGGCAGAGAUCUGUGAUAACGCCAAGAAGGGCCGUGAGUAUGCUUUGCUGGGGAACUAUGACUCCUCCAUUGUGUACUACCAGGGCGUCAUUCAGCAGAUCCACAAGCACUACCAGUCCCUCAGAGACCCUGCAAUUAAAGUCAAAUGGCAACAGGUCAGGCAGGAACUGACUGAGGAGUAUGAGCAGGUGAAAGGCAUCAUGGGAACGCUCGAAAGCUUUAAAUUAGAGAGGCCACUUGACAUUCUUGCCCCUCAGUCUGAGGAGAGACCUGAGGAUCCAGCAGUAUGGCCCCCUCCUACCCCUGCAGAACACAGGAAUCUAGUUGCAGUGAAGCGCCCCAACAGUGCGGCAAGGCAGCACAGGAAGGAGUCCCCUGGUCUGCAGCAUCGAGGGGCAGGGCCAGGAGGCCGUGGUCAGGCCAACCCUAAACCAGACCGGCCGGGUUUGAGAGACGCCCGAGGCACAAAGGCCAAAGACGAUAAGGGGAAGAAAGGGGCUGCAGAAGGGGAUGUAGAGCAGAGGAAGUUUGAUGGCACGGGGUAUGACAGCGACCUCGUGGACUCACUGGAGAGAGAUAUCGUGUCCCGCAACCCUAAUGUGCACUGGGACGACAUUGCUGAUCUGGAAGAUGCUAAGAAGCUGCUGAGAGAAGCGGUGGUAUUGCCCAUGUGGAUGCCUGACUUCUUUAAGGGCAUUCGUCGCCCCUGGAAGGGCGUGUUAAUGGUCGGCCCUCCCGGGACAGGGAAGACCAUGUUAGCCAAAGCUGUGGCCACAGAAUGUGGGACUACUUUCUUCAAUGUGUCCUCCUCCACCCUCACCUCCAAAUACAGGGGAGAGUCCGAAAAACUUGUACGUCUGCUGUUCGAAAUGGCUCGCUUUUAUGCACCAACAACCAUCUUCAUAGACGAGAUUGACUCCAUCUGUGGCAGAAGAGGAACAUCUGAUGAGCACGAAGCCAGCCGCAGGGUCAAAUCAGAACUUCUGGUUCAGAUGGAUGGUGUUGGGGGGGCUCUGGAUAAUGAUGACCCCUCUAAGAUGGUGAUGGUCCUCGCCGCCACCAAUUUCCCCUGGGACAUCGACGAGGCGUUACGACGGCGGCUAGAAAAGCGAAUCUACAUUUCCCUGCCCACAGCUAUUGGUCGCGUAGAGCUUCUAAAGAUCAACCUGAAGGAGGUGGAGUUGGCUGAUGAUGUGGACUUGGACUUCAUCGCUGAGAAGAUCAAAGGCUACUCUGGAGCGGAUAUCACCAACGUCUGCAGGGAUGCGUCCAUGAUGGCAAUGCGUCGUCGAAUCCAAGGCCUAAGCCCCGAGGAGAUCCGAGCUCUGUCCAAAGAUGAACUGCAGAUGCCUGUGACCAUGGAGGACUUCACCCUGACACUCAAGAAGAUCUCAAAGUCUGUCUCGUCUGCAGACCUGGAGAAAUACAUAGCCUGGAUGGCUGAGUUUGGGUCAGUAUAGAGAACGGUACCGUUAAGACCCCCAGGGACCAGGACUUUGAAAAUGAUGAAAGCCUUGACGAUGAGGGACUUGUGAGUGUGUGUCACAGAGUGGAGUGAACUCAAGUGUUUGAACCAGGCAGCACAUCAGGGAUCAAGAUUAUACAGGGGCUCAAGUUCACAUCAGAAAACUUUGAGACUUGUGCCUUUGAGAAAGCACUGCUGCCCUUUCACAUACUCUUUCCUUGUUGCUUCGGCACAAUUGUCCGUGUAGAGACUAUCAAUUGCCCGGAUGCUGACUUAAGUGACCUGUGAAAGAAAAGGCGAACUUUUAAUGUAAAAAUAGCCUAAUAAAUACAGGUAGACCAGGAAAUGCACUCUAGUUUUAUUGCAUGUUAGCUUGUUAUACAAGUGUUCCCCAUCCACUUCACCAAACAAACUUUGCUUGUAAAUUACCCGUUUCAAACUGAUGAAAGCCAACUGUUUACAAAUAGGUUACAGUUUGUGAGAUUUGAUCAUUUUGGUUAAUCAAUGCCCCCAAAAUUGCUAUAAAAGAGUCCCUGUUCUGCUCCAUUCUGGGCAAGUUUCAUUGAGAGGAAAAAAAAGAUUAAAAAGAAGAAUUUCACACCGCUGAUCUUCAUAUCCUGCUGUCAGAAAUCAACAGUCAAAAACAUAACAAGUUUAGUAGUCAAAGUCGUAUUGAGAGACCUGAAAUAAUAAAAUCUACAUACAGCUGCAACAACAGAGGAUGUUCACAGGGAAGGCGUCUUGCUUGAAAACCUUGAAGCAGAUGUCGCCGUGACAAUAUUUUCCAAACAAAUACUGAAUUGUUAGGCUGACAUGCCAAUAUAUGCCAGUAAAACCUGCAGUCGAACCUCCGAUGAUGAUGGUGAUGAUCAUUCAGAUUAAGGUAUUCUAAUUUAGGUUUCUGGCAAAUGCAACAAGUUUUCUUAAAUGACUUGUAUGUUCCACAGAACAAAUCUGAUUGUACUUUGGAGUCUUGCACGAGGCCCUUUCUCUUAAACAACGGUACGUUUGAGCACUUUUAAUGUUUUUCCUUUAGGAUGUACUUACUACUGACUGAACACACUUGAAGAACCACAAUGUCGUGUGUUUUAUGUAGCAACCAUGUGUUUAUAUUUUGUUUUAAUAUUUGUUUUUUUAAUUUUAGUUCAGUUGAGACAAACAAAUGUAGGCAAUCUAAAAGAACAUGGCUGCUGGACCCAUGAAUUUUGUAUUAAAGCAUACCGUCAA